AAUGUAUAUUAUUCUUUACGAUCCCUUCUCUAUUCCAUCACCUAAUUAACAAAUUAAUAAUCUCUCAAUUAGUCAAAAGAUAUGGAUUUAAUGAGAUAAGAAUAAUUGAGACAUUUAUGCUAAGUUAAACUUAUGAAAUGAACCCAUUAUUCCAACAUUAUUAUAUUAGAAUAUCAAAAAGUGAUUAAAAUUCGCAUAUAUUCUUGCUUGCAUGGACAUGACCCAAUAAUAUGCCUAAUGUCUUUCCUUUCCCUUCUCUAUUUAACCAUAAAGAUUCUCAUUGCACACUAAUUUCCCUCCAUUAUUACCACCAUCUCCAAAAAGCAUAUAAUUCCUACUUAGCUUCAAUAACAAGCCAAAAAAAAGGAUAAAUAUCAACCCUAAUUAGAAAUAAGCCUUACCCAAUUCUCCACACUUCUAACAUUUUUGUUGCUUAUAUAAGUUAACAUCGAUUCGCCUAUAAAUCCCCAGCUAGUUCAAGUCAUUAGAGAUCCACACAAAAGCUAAGCCAAUAUGAAAUAUAGUGAGAUAUCCCACUUCAGCCACCCAAUUCACAAGCUAAGAUUUGAGUACUCAGAAGUUCCAUUCAAGUGUGAUGGGUGCAAAGAAGCAGGUAUUGGGUCACAUUACAAGUGCAACAUAUGUGAUUUUGAUCUCCAUGUCCAUUGUGCAAUACCUUCUUCUUCAAUCACUCACCCUUUCUACACAAAAUGUAACUUCCAAUUCAUGUCCAGGCCGCCAGGAGAGGUGGCGCGUUACUGCAACGCGUGCGAGCGGGAUGUGACGGGGUUUGUAUAUCACUGCAAGUCUUGUGGGUUUGAUCUCCACCCUUGUUGUGCAAAACUACCAACUGUGCUUGAUGAUGGUGAAGUGAAAUUGUAUUUGUAUAGGAAGGUUAGCGCUUCUUGUCACCGAUGUGGGAGAAAAGGGAGGAGUUGGAGUUAUAGGUCAUCAUGUAAGAAGUACAACUUACAUGUUGCUUGUGUCAAGGACAUGUUGGUGGAGAAUUGGUACGACUAUCUUGGACGAGGAAAGAGUGGUGGUAGUAUUGGUAGUAACAGGAAGUUGCAGACAAGGAUUCCAAGCUUGAAAAAUACAUUCCAAACCCAUCACCAUAAGAGCAAAGGGAAGGUUCAAAAGUGUUGUGAGAUGGCUGGUUUGGCUGUGCAGUUUUGUAUAUCAGCUGUGCUGGGUGAUCCAACCACUCUUAUUGCAGGGGUUAUUGGCUCUUUGAUCUCAAUGUCUUGAUGUAAUGCAAUGUAAGUAUCUAAAGGGAUUAUGAGAUUUAUCAUUUAUGAUGUGGGCGAUGGGUCACUUAAGGUUGAAGCUAUGAAGGGCCCAUGGCCUUAUAAUGUUCAAUUUUAUCCAAAGCUCAGCCUUCUCAUA
Molecule: messenger RNA, 1386 nt
Organism: Tripterygium wilfordii
Lineage: Eukaryota; Viridiplantae; Streptophyta; Magnoliopsida; Celastrales; Celastraceae
Exons: 1
Coding region: 514-1248 (244 amino acids)
Source: RefSeq, a predicted model, not a curated record